Molecule: messenger RNA, 1851 nt
Organism: Aspergillus ibericus CBS 121593
Lineage: Eukaryota; Fungi; Ascomycota; Eurotiomycetes; Eurotiales; Aspergillaceae
Product: putative endosomal sorting complex protein TSG101
Exons: 4
Coding region: 24-1730 (568 amino acids)
Biological process (GO): endosome to lysosome transport; protein transport; protein modification process
Cellular component (GO): ESCRT I complex
Molecular function (GO): ubiquitin binding
Source: RefSeq, a predicted model, not a curated record
CAUGCGCCUGCGCCUCCCUCAACAUGGCUGCCGUGCCGCAAAGGACCCUGAACUGGCUGUACAGUAUCCUGAUCAGGGACCAUUACGAUCCCCGACAAACAUACCAGGACCCCAACCGCACCUACUAUGAUGUCGCCAAUGUCCUGGGUCAAUACCCUUCACUGGGCCCCCGGACCGAAGUCUACACCUUCGAGAACGGUUUCUCUGCCCUCCUUCUGCAACUCACCGGCACCUUGCCUGUGACGUUUCGCGGCACCGUCUACAAGUUCCCCAUCACACUAUGGAUCCCAAACACAUACCCUCGAGAGCCGCCUUUGGUAUAUGUGACACCGACACAGGAUAUGGCUGUGCGAGUGGGGCAGCAUGUCACGCUGGAAGGGAGGGUGUACCAUCACUACUUAGCACACUGGGCUGAGGCGUGGGAGCGAUCGUCUCUCAGUGAUUUCCUCUUGAUCCUCCGCGAAGUUUUUGCCAAGGAGCCACCAGUGCGAUACAAACAGCAACAGCCCGCACCACCGCGACCGCCCCAGCCAGCGCAGGCACCUCCUCUACCACCUCUGCCUCCGGAGCUCGAUCCCACACCGAAUCGCCCUCUGACUACCCAAAGUGCUUCAAAUGCUCCUCCAGCAACCGUUCAAGUGCCACCGCCCCCGCCCCCGAAGCCAGGACAAACACCCCUGGAGCAGCCACAGCGCACUCCGUCGUCAGGGCGGUACACAUCGCCCCCACCAAUCCCUCCAUUGCCACCGAAAGAGCAGGACUCCCGACGGGCAUCCUUGCAGCCGCAAGCAGGUGUCGGCAGUUCCGCCAGCAGGCCACAGUACCUGUCAGAGCGCAGCGGAGUCCCUGCAGGGGCACCGGGGCAGUAUCUGCCUCAACAGCAUGUCACCCAGCCGAUGCCUGCACACCCGCCUGGGUCAGCGCAGUUCCAGCCAUUGAGUGGCACACCUGUUACCCCUCCACAUCCUCAGCCGACCCCCUCUUACUACCCCGUGCAACAAAGCCAUCCAGCUUACCAACGACCCCCACCCCAGGCACCUGCCCGACCAUCACCACAUGCUGGGAUUCCGCAAGCGCAACAGCCAGCUCCGCGACCCAAGGCAGAGAUGCCAGAUCUGCUCACCUCUCCGUUUGAGCUUGAACUGCCCUCCUUCACACCCACCGGCCCGGCGCCGCCAAUUCCACCUAAUCCCGAAAAGGACGCCCUGCUGCAGGCGGUUUCCAAGACUUUGGCUGAGACGCUCCAGGCCAAUGUCACACAAUCUGAGGUCGCCGCUCAAUCCUUGCUUUCACAGUCUCAUUCUCUACACGCGGCCAUUGCUACUCUCCAAGGCGAAAUCUCAUCGCUCAGCGCUCUCAACACCACUCUACAAACAAACACUUUGACCCUGCAGCAAUCUCUGCACCGCGCCGACGCCGUCAUCGCUGACGCGCAGAGCCGCAUCUCAACAGCAACUCCGUCCUCGAGCGCCGACGCCGCUGCGUCGGGUCUUCCCCCUAUCGACGAAGUCCUCGUCGCUCCGACUGUUGUCGGCAAGCAGCUGUACGAUCUAGUUGCUGAAGAACGCGGUAUCCAGCAGGCAAUCUAUGCCCUGCAAGCGGCCCUGGUAAAGGGAGUGAUUGGCGUAGAGACCUGGUCGCGUCACACGCGGGGACUUGCGCGGGAGGCAUUCCUGAAACGGGCUCUGAUACGGAAGAUUGGGAAAGGUAUGGGGCUGGAGGAACCUUGAAAACUGGUCUUGUACGGAGUAGACAGACCUGUAUAUACUAAGGGGAGGUUAUGAGCAAUGUACAUAAGUGAUGAAUUUGCUAUCAAGCAGAUCGCUUAGCCCGUUAUGAAAGUACUUGGUU